AUGACACAUUUUCAGGCCUUUUUGAUGAACGGAAUCAUUCCUCCACUUGUAUUUGCUCAACAUAAAGAUGGAGAAUGCUUGCACAAAAGCACGAGGGACUUUGACAGCUUGUCCGAUCUCACGGAAGAUUCCAAGGUCAGGUACAUCGCUCAGCGUUGGGAGGAGCUCGGAUUAAAAGACGUCCAGGUAACCAAUCACACGGCUCUCCUGAGCUAUCCCGGACCCGCCCUCAGCACGAUCACAGAUAUAAGCGGAAACCAGUGUUACCUGCCCAGCGGAGCGAGGUGUGACCAGCCAUUCGCAUCCACGACUGAACCAUUUGCCUUUGCAGCCUAUUCGGCUGUGGGAAAUCUAGUGGCAGAGGUGGUGGACAUUCAGUAUGGGAGUCCAGAGGAUUUGAGACGGGUCCAAGCAAAUGUGACCAAUAAAAUAGCACUGCUGAAACUUGGACAAUCACCUUUGCUGUACAAGCUCUCUCUCCUGGCAGAGGUGGGGUUUGGUGGCUGUCUUCUCUAUGUGGAUCCAUGUGAUGCCCCAUUUGGGAAUAAGACAUUUGGGGUAACCCUGAACCCAGGUGGGAACCCGUUUUUUCGAGAAGACGCCAGUACUGCCGGAAGAGACAGUCGCCACAACCUGACAUCAUUGCUGGUUCAGCCCAUCUCUGCCUCCUUAGCGAAAAUGCUGCUCUCUGCCCCCGCCAUGGGGCAGGGAAGACCCUGCGUCCCCAUGGCCAUGCCCUCAGCCUCAGCAAGAAAAAUCAUAAAUCUCACCAUUGAAAACCAGGCAUCCUUCAAGACUGUGCACAAUGUUAUUGGAUAUCUCAAAGGCAAGACCAAUCCAGAUCGAUAUGUACUGGUUGGCAGUCGUCAUGGCAGCUGGUACGAGGGUGCGUUGGCGGACUGGGGGAAAGGCUCUGCAGUCAUGUCUCAGAUCAUCGCCUCCAUGACGGCUCAAACCCGUGCGGGCUGGCAGCCCGACCGCACCAUCGUCUUCUGCUCCUGGGGGGGAACCUCACUGGGCAACAUUGGCUCCUUUGAGUGGGGGAAGGAGAAUGCAGUGGUUCUUCAGAGCAGGGCAGUGGCUUAUGUCAGCCUGCACAAUCCCGUCAGAGCCCCUGGAUCCCUGCAGGCCAUAGCGUCACCUUCCCUUCAGCAACUGGCAGCUGAAACCCAAAAGAGCCUUCGACGCAAUGAGACACAAGAUGCCCUCAUUAGCAUGCUUAAUCGAAUGGAAUACCAUCCAAUCAAAGAUGCACAGGGACUGUUUGAGGAUGACUUGGAUGAAUGGCUUCCACUUGUCAGGUGCGAUAAAAGAAAGGCCUUUAUCCGGGUGUCCCAGUGCUUUAUUAUUAACCAGAUGCAUCACAUGUGA
Messenger RNA from Sinocyclocheilus rhinocerous, 1371 nucleotides. It is a transcript of the gene naaladl2, whose product is annotated as N-acetylated alpha-linked acidic dipeptidase like 2. NCBI's taxonomy places the organism in Eukaryota, Metazoa, Chordata, Actinopteri, Cypriniformes, Cyprinidae. The record is from RefSeq and is a predicted model, not a curated record. The coding region runs from base 1 to 1371 and encodes 456 amino acids. The transcript is spliced from 11 exons.